AGCUUGCCUGCAAAUCUGUCUUACCUCUGCCGGUCCCGUCAACACCUGGGGCACAGCUCUUCCCUUGAGCUCUGUGCAGAGGGCAGCUUUUCGCUGGACCUAGCAAGGACUGAACCAGAGGAGAAGAGUAGACAGCAGAGCCAUGAACAUUGUCUUGGAUCUCCUCCUGCUUCUGAUCACCAUCAUCUACUCCUACUUGGAGUCCUUGGUGAAGGUUUUCAUUCCCCGGAGGAGAAAAUCUGUGGCUGGGGAGAUCGUUCUCAUUACAGGAGCCGGGCAUGGAAUAGGCAGGCUGACGGCCUAUGAAUUUGCAAAACGGAAGAGCAGACUGGUUCUGUGGGAUAUUAAUAAGCGCGGUGUUGAGGAAACUGCAGCUCAAUGCAGAAAGCUAGGGGCUACAGCACAUGCGUUUGUGGUAGACUGCAGCAACAGAGAAGAGAUUUAUAACUCUGUGAGCCAGGUAAAGAAAGAAGUGGGUGAUGUAACUAUCGUGGUGAAUAAUGCUGGGACAAUAUAUCCAGCUGAUCUUCUUAGUACCAAGGAUGAAGAGAUUUCCAAAACAUUUGAGGUCAACAUCCUCGGACAUUUUUGGAUCACAAAAGCACUUCUUCCGUCAAUGAUGAAGAGAAAUCAUGGCCACAUUGUCACGGUGGCUUCAGUGUGUGGCCAUGGAGUGAUUCCUUAUCUUAUUCCGUAUUGUUCCAGCAAAUUUGCUGCUGUUGGCUUCCACAGAGCUCUGACAUCAGAACUUGAAGCGUUGGGAAAAACUGGUAUCAAAACCUCGUGUCUCUGCCCUGUUUUUGUGAAUACCGGGUUCACCAAAAACCCAAGCACAAGACUAUGGCCUGUAUUGGAGACGGAUGAAGUUGCAAGAAGCUUGAUAGAUGGAAUACUUACCAAUAAGAAAAUGAUUUUUGUUCCAUCCUAUCUCAAUAUCACUCUAACACUAGAGAGAUUUCUUCCUGAACGUGCCUUGGCAGCUAUAAAUCAUGUACAGAAUGUUCAAUUUGAAGCAGUGAUUGGUCACAAAAGCAAAAUGAAGUGAAUAAAUGAGCUCCAGCCAGAGAUGUAUGCACCUUAAUGAUGUGGAUCUAAGUUUAAAGUCAAUGCUUCAAAGCUUGAUUUCACAUUUUUCAAUGCUGUUAAUAUUAAAAACAUUGGGUUGGCAUUAGCAGCAGUUGAAUAAACAAGACUAAUUACCUGUCUUUCCAUUUCUCAAAAAUAUUAAUGUAGUUUUAAUAGUCAGAUCCAUUUUUCAUUCCAUGCCUCUUAAAAACUUCUGUGCUUAAAUCAACAUACUUAAA
Molecule: messenger RNA, 1304 nt
Organism: Ceratotherium simum simum (southern white rhinoceros)
Lineage: Eukaryota; Metazoa; Chordata; Mammalia; Perissodactyla; Rhinocerotidae
Gene: HSD17B13
Product: hydroxysteroid 17-beta dehydrogenase 13
Cellular component (GO): lipid droplet
Molecular function (GO): oxidoreductase activity, acting on the CH-OH group of donors, NAD or NADP as acceptor; steroid dehydrogenase activity
Source: RefSeq, a predicted model, not a curated record